Messenger RNA from Arabidopsis arenosa, 1445 nucleotides. Lineage: Eukaryota; Viridiplantae; Streptophyta; Magnoliopsida; Brassicales; Brassicaceae. The record is from the annotation of a GenBank genome assembly.
AAAACAGAGAUGAUCAAACAAUGGCGACUUUGAUUCUAACAUUCUUGCUUCUUCUAGCAACAAAGCUUCCCAGCUCUCUCGCGGGGCACUGCACCACCACGACGGCGACGAAAAGUUUCGAGAAAUGCAUCUCUCUUCCGACACAACAAGCGUCAAUCGCAUGGACAUACCAUCCACACAACGGUACUCUCGACCUUUGUUUCUUUGGAACUUUCAUCUCACCUUCCGGGUGGGUUGGAUGGGGGAUUAACCCGGAUUCUCCGGCGCAGAUGACUGGUUCUCGUGUCCUCAUCGCCUUUCCGGAUCCGAAUUCUGGUCAGCUUAUUCUACUUCCUUACGUUCUUGACUCUUCAGUCAAGCUUCAGAAAGGUCCUCUGCUUUCCCGUCCGCUUGACCUUGUCCGUCUCUCUUCCUCCUCUGCUUCUCUCUACGGUGGUAAAAUGGCCACUAUCCGUAAUGGUGCUUCCGUUCAGAUUUAUGCAUCCGUUAAGCUCUCGUCGAACAAUACCAAGAUCCAUCAUGUCUGGAACAGAGGUCUUUAUGUCCAAGGUUACUCCCCCACUAUUCAUCCCACUACUUCCAUCGAUCUCUCCUCCUUCUCCACAUUCGAUGUCGCUUCAGGAUUUGCAACCGUUAAUCGAAACAGCGGUUCCAGAGCUUUAAAAGUGACUCACGGAGUAAUCAACGCGGUGGCAUGGGGUUUUCUCCUCCCGGCAGGAGCAGUAACAGCUCGAUACCUCCGCCAAAUGCAAUCAAUAGGACCCACUUGGUUCUACAUUCACGCAGCCAUACAGCUAACCGGUUUCCUCCUAGGAACCAUUGGCUUCUCCAUUGGAAUCGUGCUCGGCCAUAAUUCCCCUGGAGUGAGCUACGGGUUACAUCGGAGCCUGGGGAUAGCUACGUUCACAGCAGCGGCGCUGCAAACACUGGCUUUGCUGUUCAGACCAAAGACGACCAAUAAGUUCCGGAGGUACUGGAAGUCUUACCAUCAUUUUGUCGGGUAUGCGUGUGUGGUGAUGGGUGUGGUGAAUGUGUUCCAAGGGUUUGAGGUUUUAAGGGAAGGAAGGUCAUAUGCGAAGCUUGGUUACUGUCUAUGUCUGUCGACGCUGGUUGGUGUCUGUGUGGCCAUGGAAGUUAACUCGUGGGUUGUGUUUUGUCGAAAGGCUAAAGAGGAGAAGAUGAAGAGAGAUGGUUUGACCGGUGACGAUAGAUGCAGUGGGAGUCAUAGUUAGGUCUUGGGUCCUAAUUAUAAGACAAAGAGAAAGAGACACAAUAUCAUUUAUAUAUCUUUGCUUAGUACCCAAAAAAAGAUCUCAUGUACAAUGUACAUUGUUGAGGAGUUUUCAUCACUGUUUAUAGAAGAUUUAGAUCUUGAUUUUGUAAUAUUUCAUGAUUUUCGUUUUAUCAUAAUUAUGCAGUGGGAUCGGGUUCAAAGUUGACUUACC